This is a messenger RNA of Colias croceus (clouded yellow), 3557 nucleotides long. It is a transcript of the gene Tsf2, whose product is annotated as melanotransferrin. The coding region runs from base 144 to 2693 and encodes 849 amino acids. Gene Ontology annotation, cellular component: plasma membrane; extracellular region; early endosome. The record is from RefSeq and is a predicted model, not a curated record. Lineage: Eukaryota; Metazoa; Arthropoda; Insecta; Lepidoptera; Pieridae. The transcript has 16 exons. Gene Ontology annotation, biological process: iron ion transport.
GACAGAAAAUUGAUCUCAGAUUCUCAGCAACAAAGCGGGCAGCGGCUUCAAAAGAUUGACAAUUCAGUAUUUCGGGUGUGUCCACAAAAAGUUUAAAUAAUUUGUUUGAAAUAUACAAAAUGUUAGUGUAGAAAUAUAUAAAAAUGUGGACCUCGUGUAUAAUUUUAUCGUCGCUAUUAAUUGCAACCGUAAGAAGUAGUUAUUACGGUAGCGAAAGUCUUUCAAAUGGUAUUCACAGAGAAGAAAAAGUCGAAGGCAGGGACAUGGUCACUUGGUGUACAACAUCUAUACCAGAACAAACGAAAUGCGAGAAACUCGCAAAGGCCGUGUUACAAGACAAGGGUUUGUUUGGGAAAGAUUUCAUUGAAAUUGAAUGUAAAAGGGCGUUUGAUGUAGAGGAAUGUAUGACAUGGGUGGACCAGGGUGAUGCGUCCCUCCUUGCUUUAGACGCAGGUGAGGUAUAUGUCGCUGGACGAUACCAUUCCCUUGUACCGCUGUUACAAGAGCUCUAUGGUGCUGGCGAACCAUAUCAAUAUGCAGUAGCAGUGGUGAAGAAAGGUUCUCUACCACAUGUGCAGCCUGGUAUUGGGCUGGCUGCUCUCCGAGGAGCGAGAGCCUGCUUCCCUGGUGUGGGAUCGCUGGCUGGAUGGGUGAUGCCUGUACAUGUGCUUAUCAGAGAAGGUGGUUUAAAAAUAACAGACUGCAACAAUCACGUUAAAUCUGCAGUUGAGUUCUUUGGUGAAUCUUGUGCACCUAAUUCACUGAAAGAUAUGUACAACCCUAUUGGAGAUAAUCCUGACCAGUUAUGCAAGCUAUGUAUCGGUGGUCCGGGAAUACGUUGUACAUUAGCGGAUCCAUACGCGGGGUAUGAAGGAGCGCUAAAAUGCCUUGUUAGUAACGGAACGGGAGAAAUUGCCUUUGUCAGAGAUACCACUAUACAACAUGCUUUAUUAUCGCACAAGAUUUUGGGUGGGGUAACAGAAUCAGACUUUGAACUGAUAUGUCGUGAUGGAUCUCGCGCGUCAGUAACGUCAUGGGAGACUUGUAACUGGGGUCGAGUCCCGGCAGAUGCUGUGUUAACGUCUAGUGUUGCUACGUCUGCGCAGAGGGCAAAGUACCAAAACCUAAUAAUGAAAAUAGUGGAACUGUACGGUGAACCGAAUCCAAUGAACAAAAUGUCGAAUCGAACGGACGCAUACCAACAAGACGCGUAUGGGAAUUGGUUAUCUUCUACUACGGAGAAAGCGCGGUAUUUCGAUCAGUUUAGAAGAAACCAGUUUGAUAGACAGGCUGAUGAAGACAGUACAUUAUCUCCAUACAAGCCAAGAGUAGAUGGGCGUGGUCAGCCCAUUGAGUUACCGUUUAAACUGUUUCAAUCGGAAGGAACUACAGAUUUGUUAUUACAGGACGCAACAAUAAGUUUCCGCGUGCUAAAAGAAGAGGAGCAAGCUGCACAGCACAUUCUCAACAAUAAAUACGUGGGCGAGCAAGCGGAGAAAGCCGUGAUCGGUAUACGAGACUGUCCGGUGAAACGGGCUGUGCUGUGUGUCACUAGUGAUCCUGAGAUGGAGAAGUGUGUUAAAAUGCGGGUGGCGCUAAAAGCAGCCUUCCUUUCACCCGUACUCGUCUGCUGGAGAGCGCAUUCAGCAAGACACUGCGAACGUGCUAUCGCAGACGGUACAGCGGAUAUGGCGUUGUUGGACGCAGCUGAUAUGCUCCACGCGGCGUACCAGCACCGACUGGUGCCGUUCAUGCAAGAGGUCUAUUCAAGCGGUUACAGCUGGUACUACGCAGUGGCCGUUGCCAAAGAGCAAGAUCCGGACACAGAUCUGACAUAUCUAAGAGGAAAGAAUACAUGUCACACGGGAAUCGGAAUGGCGGCCGGUUGGAUAUACCCGCUCGCGUAUUUGAUGUCUAAUGGCUGGAUCAGGCCAUACGGGUGUGACGGAGCGCACGCGGCCGCGCAAUACUUCGCGAAGUCGUGCGCGCCCGGUUCGCUGAGCACGGAGUACGUGGACUCCGGGACGGUUCCACAUGAUAAUCUGUGCCACCUGUGCCAUGGCGCUUCUUUCCGGCGGUGCCGGCGCGACGCGAGCGAGCCGUACUACGGGCACGCGGGCGCGCUGCGCUGCAUGGUGGAGGGCGGCGGGCACGCGGCCUUCGUGCGGCACACCGCGCCGCACGAGGUGGCCGCCGGCCGCAAGCGGGAGUGGUGGGCGCGCGACCUGCUGCCCGACGACCUGCAGCUGCUGUGCCCCGACGGUACAAGAGCUAAAGUGCACGAAUACAAGAACUGUAACCUCGGUAAAGUCCCGGGUUCGGUGCUCAUGGGGCGCGCUAAUCACACAGAAUUGGAUACGUUCUCAAAUCUCAUGCUGUACGCGCAGCAGUUCUAUGGAGCCACUGUGAAUGAUGAUUUUAGCUUCAGCAUGUUCUACUCGCAACCGCCAUACGCCGACCUAAUCUUCAGCGACGCAGCUGUCCGUCUAAAGCCCCUGCCACACUACAAGCGAUCAGCUGAAAUUAUCGCGGGCAAAUCGCUUCCACGGGCGGCUAGAAUUGUUUCGUGUGACGCGCCACAAGCUUCUUAUUAUAUCGCGUCGGAUCCAGACUUUUUGUCCAACGCGAAUAGAGAAUAUGUGUUUGUCUAUGGCAUUGUUUUUGCAUUGUCUAUGCUGGCUUUAUUACGAUGAUUACAGAAAAAAGUACCUAAAUAUUAUGUAAUCAAUAAGUCAUUCUCUUUUUCGUUAAAUUUAAAUAUUUCUUACAUUAAUGUCUGUCCAAUUAUACUUCAAAUUAUGUGUGUCCAACGCACCAUGUGUUGGACACACAUAAUUUUGCGUAGUCUACUCUCGCUUUGUUGAGAUGAUCUUAGGGGGAAUAGACUACUGGAAAAAGCCAUUGUUCCAUGGAUUUUUUUUUCACAAAUAUUCACAAGUAUUCAAGAAUUAAAUGAUUUUAAUAAAUUGUAUACUGUAUAGUGUAAUUCUGAAAAAUGUGGUGGCCUUAUUUUCUUUUGAUUGGUAUUUACAUACUAGAAUAUGUAAUUCGUGAAAUGCUUUACAUGCAAUGCACUUUUGAUCAGAUUUUAUCCAUAUUGAUAUUAUCUAUUUUUAGUUUAUAAGAUUAGGAAUAUUUCGUAAUAUUAAAUAUAAUAUUUCGUCCGUCCAAUUAUACUUAAAGUUUUGUGGCUUUACGCACAUGACGUAUUACCUCUUAGGAUGUUUAUUUUUGAAUGGAAUCUAAUAGAUAUUCAUUUUUAUAUUACAAAUGUUUCUUGCAAUUUAUAAAUAAUAAGUAAGCACGAUUUACUUAGAAGAAAUAUUGUACACAAAGUUAAUUUAAAUGUCGUAUUUAUAUUUUAUAUUUUUCUUAUUAAUAAGAAGCACUGUGUUUAUAUUUUAAAUAAGUUUAAAUAUAUAAGAAUCCAUCCAAUGAUAAGUGCCUGAUAUUAGUAUGUAGCAUAGAUUUAAUCCGUCCAUUUUAAAUCAUGACUCUAGGGGUUUCUUAAACAUACAUAAUUAUUAUGUUUCUCCAAUAAAACAAUUUUAUACAAA